Molecule: messenger RNA, 2368 nt
Organism: Ictalurus furcatus (blue catfish)
Lineage: Eukaryota; Metazoa; Chordata; Actinopteri; Siluriformes; Ictaluridae
Product: globoside alpha-1,3-N-acetylgalactosaminyltransferase 1-like
Exons: 5
Coding region: 337-1284 (315 amino acids)
Biological process (GO): carbohydrate metabolic process
Cellular component (GO): membrane; vesicle; Golgi apparatus
Molecular function (GO): hexosyltransferase activity
Source: RefSeq, a predicted model, not a curated record
AUACACACUCACUCACACCCACCCACACAGGUGAGUGUGAGCAGCCGUGAGUGUGUGUGUUUCAUUUCUAGGGAAUCAGCCAUUUCCAGGUCCGUACUCCUUAAUCGUACUCUAAAUGAAUUAUAAUGCUUCUACCUUUUGAAACAUGGCAACUGCAGUAAACUUUCACAAACACAUUAAGAGCACCUCCAUGACCUUAAUCUACUUUAAACCCAUCUGUGUUUCGGCUAUGCUGAACUGCCCCUACGUGUGAACGAGUGUACGGACGUAUAUGACCUGGAUGAGGCUCAAGGUGUACGAAUGUAUUUAUAAUCAGUGUGUGAUGACCCACGUGUGAUGUUGUGUGUUUGCAGAGGUGUGUGGGAGUGCAGACUGACUGUGGAAGAAAAAAAACAUGGUAAUACAGACCUAAUCUUUCCUACAGGGAUUGCAUGCGCUCAGCCCAGUGUGAGUAAUAGUCGGCCAGAUGCCUCCACAACGACCCCGUGGUUAGCUCCAAUUGUGUGGGAGGGUACAUAUGAUUUGACGGUGAUUGACAACAUCUACAAACAACAGAACAUCACCGUGGCAGUCACCGUCUUCGCUCUGGGGAAGUACGUACGCUUCCUGAAGGACUUCCUAGAAUCUGCAGAGCAGCACUUCAUGGUGGGCUACCGAGUGCAUUAUUACCUGUUUACCGAUCGUCCGGACGAGGUUCCCACGGUAACGUUGGGGGAAGGACGUCAGUUGACCGUGAUAAAAACAGAAACCUCGAACCGCUGGCAGGAAAUCUCACUGCGCAGGAUGGAGAUGAUCGAGAAGGUCAUCGAGAAGGAACUCACCGACAAGGCAGACUACAUAUUCAGUCUCGACGUCGACUCCAAAUUCUACGCUCACUGGGGGGCGGAGUCUCUGGGCGACCUUGUCGGCGUGCUGCAUGCCUGGUUUUUCGGAACAUCUCGGAAACAGUUCACGUACGAGCGGCGUCCUGAAUCUCAGGCCUUCAUACCUUUAGAAGAAGGAGACUACUACUACGGAGGUGCCGUGAUCGGAGGACGCCUCGACAAAGUGCACCAGCUGGUGAAGACGUGCCGCAUGCAGCUGGAUGUGGACCGAGCCAAUCACAUUGAAGCGGCAUGGCAGGAGGAGUCUCACCUGAACAAGUACUUCCUGUACAAUAAGCCCAGCAAGGUGCUCUCACCUGAAUACCUGUGGGACGACACAAAAGGGAAACCCAGCUACAUGAAAGUGGUGCGUUUCUCUCAGGUGGUCAAGAAUUACGCCGACAUCCGACCCAACCCUUAAAGCACACUGUACUGUAAUGGGUUUCUCAGGAAAGAUAAAUGAACUAACAUCAUUAACUCUAUCACCAUCAUCUCACAGGUUUCAACCACAGACUACACCAAGGUCUUCCAUCAGGAAAUGUUUGGUUACCCUACAUUAUAAGACAUGUUGAUGAUAAUAUUAAUAAAUUGUGUUUUCCUGGAUUUUUAGGUCCUAAUUAUGUUUGUAAGUUACACAAAUGCAAUAAAGACAAUUCUUAAAGGAGAUCUAACUCCAUGUCUUCAAACUUCAGUACAGGAACCAUGGUGCAGUAGUUGCUCUUCUUAAAUAUACAUUCUCUUUUAUCUACCUCAUUUGAAUAUGAUUGUUCUUGUGGAACAAUGUACAUCACUCUUUACAGACCUGAAAUACUCAGCACACGUUGUUGACGUCCACUGACCGUUUCACAAAAAGAAAAUGGUGUCGUUAACAUUAUCCAAAAAAACAAUAUUGCCAAAGACCUUCCUGUUUUUAAGUGACAUGUUUAGGCUUUGCAGCAUGCGAUCAGAAUCCCUUACUAUCGAAAAACCUCUGCAAGAGUGUCGACAUUACAUCAUCAAUAAGCGAUUAAUUCUGAUCGAGGUCGUGUGGAUCCAAAGCCUAUCCCGGGAACACUGGAUACGGGGCAGGAAUACACCCUGGAUGGGACACCAGUCCAUCACAGGGCACCACGCACUCAUAUUUACAACUAGGGGCAUUUUAGUGUAGAUAAUCCACUUACUGACAUGUAUUUGGCAAACCAGAGAAAAGCUAAAUAUACACGAUGACAAAGUAAAAACAGUUUGCCCUGUUAUACAGGGAUGGGAGGGGGGACAUUUAUUUUCCAGCACACGGAGAGUGAGUUCACAUGUUGUUGUAAGGUUCUAACAGAAAAGCAAAUUAAUCUCAAAUAAACGGUUACUGUUGUUUUAUUGGAAAUGAUGAUUGUGUGCUGUGAAAGUGAAAGCACCUUUUACUACUAGUAAUAAUUAAUCUAUUAUAUAGCCAAAAUAAAUAAAGAAUUAAAACAAACUUUAAAAUGUUGUGUUUUGGGUAUAGUUCUUCAGUUCGUCUGUCGGCGAUAGUA